This is a messenger RNA of Stegostoma tigrinum, 4865 nucleotides long. RefSeq names its product orofacial cleft 1 candidate 1 (gene ofcc1). The coding region runs from base 155 to 3154 and encodes 999 amino acids. The transcript is spliced from 23 exons. The record is from RefSeq and is a predicted model, not a curated record. Lineage: Eukaryota; Metazoa; Chordata; Chondrichthyes; Orectolobiformes; Stegostomatidae. Gene Ontology annotation, cellular component: perinuclear region of cytoplasm.
AGAAAAGGAAAAUUCCAGAGCCAUUAGCGACCAUGGAGUUUGUAUUGGGAUCUAUAUGUUCGCGAUGUAGUGUGGACUGUGAAUCUAACAGAAGGUAGGAUUUCUGCGAUCUGUAGAGUAAACAGAUACAGUGUAUGAGACAACUGAUUUCCAGAUGGAAGAAGAAAUGAUGUAUGAGCAGAAGUUCCAGCAGAAGGCUCAGAAGCAAACUAAGCAGAAGAAAUCAAAGUCGGCUGAAUUUCUGAUGGUAAAAGACAACAGAUCUGCAGCAGAAGGCAUUGAAAAUCCUGCUUUUAACAUCAGCACCAGAAACCUUUCAGCAUAUCAUAAUUCAGCAGAAAAAGAAAUUAGACAUGACAGACACGAUGGCACCCUUGCAGUUCAUCAACAAAAACUCCUGCUCCAAACCUAUGAUCAAGGAAGAGCACUUGACAAGAAAGAUGACAUGGACUUCUGUCUAAAGCUACUGAAACUCCUGGAAGAUGAAGAAGGAAACCUGGAGGAAGGCAUUAAAGAAACCACUGGACCUUGCAUGGGGCGUGAAAGCACUGGAGUUCACAGCAAUAUAUUGGGCCUGCGGCAGGAGGUGGAGAGUGAGACGAUCCCUCCUUAUGUUGAACAGUUCGAGGAGAACAUACAAGAUGACGUGAUUAUGGUUGGCAGGCUUUCACUGGAACAGGCCCAAGAUCAACGACAGAGGAUUCUUAAUGCACACAUUGAUUGCCAGUCGCAAGAGCAGCAUCUGGUUCUGUUGGAAAAACUGUCUGUCAAAUCACAGGAGGAAGAAACCAAACGAGUGAUGGCAUUUGUAAGGGAAAAAGCAAAGGGAACAAAACCUCAGGAGGAGUUCAAUCCUGAGCAGUCAGACAUUUUCCAGGAGAGUCUUCAUGCAGCCUUCCAGAUCGCUGAAAACCGAUUGCUAAAAGCACUAGAAAGCCGCAGAGGUGAAGUAAUGGCUAUAUACGGUGACCUGACUGAAGUCAAACACCAACACAGUGGUAUGCAAGGCCAUUGCUGGAAGGUUGAAUGGUCUGGCACACCGCAGCCUGUUCAAAUCGAACUGAAGUGUCUACAAGCUGUGAAGGAUAAAUUGCCUAAAGGACAGUUCAUCCUCAGAAUUUCAUUGUACAGUCGGCUUGGGGGCUAUCCACUUCGAUGGUCGAACGCGAAGGAUCACAAUUGGACAGGGACAACCCAACCAGUCCACCAUGAUGGCAACUUUUAUAACGUGGAACUGAGUUUCAAUCAGAGCAUUGCUGUGGUUUUACCUUCACAAAAUGAUGUUCAACCAGGAAUGGUCCUAGUCUUUGAGCUCUUUCUGCUCCAUGGAAUUAAUACAAGGAUUGAACGGCCAGUGGGAUGGGGUGCAUUUCCCAUCUGUGACAGCCAGAUGGAGAUUUUGGAAGGAAAAUACAAAUGUCCCCUUUUAAGGGGACACAAAGACUCCAAGAUAGAUGAAUUUCGAAAAAUUGAAGACCUUAUAUCAUCAGAUAUUGAUCACUGGCUGUGUAACCUCUAUUUCCAGGUAAUAAAGCUCCCCAAAUCUCUUCUUGGGCAGAAGAAGUAUGUAGUGGAACUCCAGCUACCUCCACACUUUGUCAACUUGCCUGAAUGUUCUUAUGCCCUUGGGAAGAAUGAAACCAAUGAGAGCACACCAGACAACAGCUCAGGCCUGAAGGAACCGGCAACAAUCAAUGGUUUUCGUACGGAUGGGAAAGAAAAAGCAAAUUUGAACCUUAAAGAGUCAAAUUUGAAUGACGAAGUCCAUCAGAAUGAAUAUGGUGGCCUGAGACAGAAAUCAGCUCAGGAUUCCUGUGGAAGUAACAUUGACUGCGAGGAGAAAUUUAAUGAGUUGACCGCAGCGAAUGAUGAGAGUGGAAUGUUCUUCCAGGCUAUUCAUCAUAAUCGGCUUGAAUUCCAUACCAAAGCUAAGUGCCAGAAUCCUGUUGAGAGAAACAGAUUUCCACAGGUGCCCCCAUACCUGGAGGACCUGGAUCAAUACCGGUUCUCUGUCUUGUCAGAUUCUUCCCCUGACAAAGCAAUGGAAACUCUUGCUAUGCGCACCUUAUUUUUGGGUAAGAUGUUCCUGGAAGAAUUCGGAAUUUCAUGCUGGUGCUCGUCGGAGGUUUUGCUCGUUAUGCUGCUCAUAACUUUGAACUGGUUUCUGCGGCUUUACCUGCACUACUGUAGCCAGUGGAUCUAUCUCCAGGCCAAUGGUGUCCCUGUCAACAAGUUCAAUUUUUAUCCACACACAGUUGAACUCUGCUACCAGAAUUCUCUGCUGCACACUUGGGAGGAGUUGACCAUUGUAGCCCUGGGACCUCUGACCUUGAAUGUGGCUAUGCUUGUUAUGGCUAUGAUCAGAUGGCUCUGUCAUAUAUUAUUUGGCUCAUUCCCGUCCUUCUUGUCAAGGUUUAUCAUGGCAAUGGGAAUUUGGACAGUGCUUGACCCUCUGGCAAUAUUUAUAGUAGAUGGCAUCCUGGGGCGCCUGGCUUACAGCACAGAUAGUCCAAUAGCAGAUGCAGCCAAGCUUUACUGGCUGUUUUACAGAGUGCAACAUUCUGGGAUCCCUGGCAUACUUAUUACAGUCAUCUUGUAUAUUGUGAUGUUCGUUAGCUCCCUUGCAAUACUGUGCUUCUAUAUCUUAAGGCUGCACAAUAGAGGGAGGCUUCUAGAUGUCUUCUACCGACUGCAUAGCACUGAGGGGAGAUUUUUUGUUCCUCUGGAUUUGGAGCUGUCAAAUCAAGAGCUGAACUACAUCAUCAAAAAGGCGGAGCAAUGGAGGGGGAUCAAUGGUGAAAGAAGGAAGGUGGCAGUGUACGACUACAUCUGGAAUGAUGAGCACAUCACACACCCGUCCUGUAGCUGUGCAUUGCAGGAGUGUAAUCAAACCUCUGGAUCAGAAGCUGGCUGUAGAGAGAUCACCACUCAUGUGUCAAUCUACAUCGUAUACCUCAGUGGCUUGCAAGAGCUGUACAGGCAUUUCCUUCGCCUGCCUGAUGGUGCCAUUGUUGAGGUGUUUGAUGCUAUUAGUAGCACAAAUCCUGCACGCAGUGAGGUAAACAUGUUGAUGCAGAGGCAGGUGAACAAUGUGGACAAUGUGUUGAAAUCCUCUGCUUCAUCUGAACUCCGAGAAAGACAGAGAAAAUUUUGAUUUGGUUGCAACAAGAAGCUACUACUCACUUCUGGUACUUGUGGUGUAAAGAAUUUCAGAUGACCAGAGAUUGAAGGCUCAUCCACAUUUGGAAGAAAAUUGAAUAAUUCCUCCAACACCAUCGAUAUCAGUCGUAUCAUCAGGUUUCUUAGUCAUGUAGAGAUGUCAGGCAUCAAUGUGAUUAAUCUUGAGUGAUAUUUUUUUUCUAGCAGGUACAAUAAUUAUUUUAUUUGAGACCUAAGAAGUCUUCUUUUUGUUGAACCAUAUUGAUCAGUAGUAUUUGGCUUCUGAACUAAUUGAGGUUCAUCAACGUAUUGUAGAAUUUUAAGAGAAAUACAUACAUUUCUGCUCAGAAAUAAGAAGUGUUGGUUUUUAAAGACAUGGACAUUUUCCAUAUUUUCUGCAUUUUAAUAGUAUUCUCAGGAAGCCUUUGAUCCGGAGUGGUGUUGUGCGUGUGCCACCCAAUUCUCUGUCUGCAGGUUUUUCAUUCAUCCUCUUCAACCAAGCAAUUUUCUCAAUUAAAAUAUUAACAUUCCCUUUGGUGUCAAGUUUGAAAUGAGCUGGAUGACUGUUAACCUGUAUAGUCUGUGUCAUAUUUGAUUCAGAUAAAUCGUUUAUAACUUGUAAGAAAGUUUGGUUCUUCUCUCCUAAAGAUGGCAUGCUGUCAUAUAAUGCGUGUUCACAUAUUCAACUAUACAUAUCUCUUGAUAUUUCAGUUCUUGUCCAAAGGCAAUAACUGUUAGAUGUGAACCUCUGUAUGCAAAUAAGCAUUAUUAGUUCCCUUGUUCAACAGAUUUUUGACUUAUACACAUUCUCUGAAAAUGUCUCAUUUCCUUAUAGAUGUUGCAUUGGUAUGAUAAAGCUAGAUAUUGUUUCUGUUUGUGUAUUUUUAACUCCACAUCUGGAGCAAUAACACAUAGCAUAAAAUGAUUUAAAGUUUUUUAGUAUUUUUCUAUCAUGUAAUGUUUUGGUGUUUUGUAUCUUGGAAAGUUGGCAAAGACUGAUGAACUUCUUGUGCUUGAUUGGCUUUCUGUUCCCAAAUUUUUCACAUGUUGUUUUUGCAUUUCAGCUUCUACCGCUAUCCACAUAGCUCUUUCCAAUGUAAGAUUCUGUUUUGAAAAUAACGUAUCUGAAAGAGAUAGAUCAGAGUUCCAACAGCAAUUUUUUUCUUAAAUUCAUUCUGGUUGUAAAGCACUAUAAUCAAAAAUUCUGAUAGUGUAAAGAUCAUUGAUAAUGUCAUCAACAUGUUCUGUUAGAAAGUAAAUUGUUCUGUUAAACCUUACUUUCUCCAGUACACAAUUAGUAAUUCAGCUAAAGUGAUUGUUAAAUGCCUUUACUUUAUUGUCAUAGGUAUUUGUCUUUUCUUUUACAUUCUGUCAUUUUAAAAUAUGCCACCAACCUACAUGUGAAAUAAACAUGCUGACUUGUAAUCCUAAAGCAAUUCUGUAACACAUGAAUUGUCUCCUUCAUGUUGUCUAGCUUAAUUCUCUGUAUGAAGUAUUUGGGAUUUUAAAUCAGCUUUGAGGUGUAAUACCUUUCUCCAUUGUCAUUGUACUAAACUGCUGUUGUUUAUACCGUUUAAAUGAUUUACUUGAAAGCUGUUGCAGGAUUUAAAAAUAAAUGCUUGUAGUUAUAGCUGAUUUUGUUGUUCACUGUUUUAAAUUGUGCAACCACUUCAAUUAUAUUCAUUCUUCCUUGGCAACAUCUUAAA